GACGUGUCCCUCAGGAAGAGGAGUGGCUAGGACCAAAACGAAAUGGCGCCCCCGGCUCCCGGUCCGUCCUCCGGCGGUUCUGGGGAGGUGGACGAGCUGUUCGAUGUGAAGAACUCCUUCUACAUCGGCAGCUACCAACAGUGUAUCAACGAGGCGCAACGGGUGAAGCUGUCGAGUCCGGAGAGAGAUGUGGAAAGGGAUGUCUUCCUGUACAGAGCAUACCUCGCACAGAGGAAGUACGGCGUGGUCCUAGACGAGAUCAAGCCUUCCUCGGCCCCUGAGCUCCAGGCUGUGCGCAUGUUUGCGGAGUACCUGGCCAAUGACAGCCAGAGGGACACAAUUAUUGCUGAGCUAGACCGAGAGAUGAGCAGGAGUGUGGAUGUGACCAAUACCACCUUUCUGCUGAUGGCUGCCUCCAUCUACUUCCACGACCAGAACCCAGAUGCUGCCCUGCGUGCACUGCACCAGGGGGACAGCCUGGAGUGCAUGGCCAUGACAGUGCAGAUCCUGCUGAAGCUGGACCGCCUGGACCUUGCCCGGAAGGAGCUAAAGAAAAUGCAGGACCAAGAUGAGGACGCCACCCUCACCCAGCUGGCCACUGCUUGGGUCAACCUAGCUGUGGGUGGUGAGAAGCUGCAGGAUGCCUACUACAUCUUCCAGGAGUUGGCCGACAAGUGCUCGCCCACCCUGCUUCUGCUUAAUGGACAGGCGGCUUGCCACAUGGCCCAGGGCCGCUGGGAAGCCGCUGAGGGCGUGCUGCAGGAGGCACUGGACAAGGACAGUGGCCACCCGGAAACUCUGGUGAACCUCAUCGUCCUGUCCCAGCACCUGGGCAAGCCUCCUGAGGUGACAAACCGCUACCUGUCCCAGCUGAAGGAUGCCCACAGGUCCCACCCCUUCAUCAAGGAGUACCAGGCCAAGGAAAACGACUUUGACCGCCUAGUACUACAGUAUGCCCCCAGCGCCUGAGGCUGGCCCCAGAUGCAGUUUCUGCGGUGGGAAGGUGAGGCCCACCUGUGCUGCCCUCCCCACUGGGCACUGGCCUUCAUCCUUUCCCCCUAACUUUGGCUGGCCAGAGGCAGAGGCUAGAAGCCCAGCCCCCUUCUGUCAAUAAAUGCCUCCACAUGUA
Artibeus jamaicensis (Jamaican fruit-eating bat) is the source of this 1129-nucleotide messenger RNA. RefSeq names its product COPI coat complex subunit epsilon (gene COPE). The coding region runs from base 43 to 969 and encodes 308 amino acids. Gene Ontology annotation, cellular component: COPI vesicle coat. The transcript is spliced from 10 exons. The record is from RefSeq and is a predicted model, not a curated record. Gene Ontology annotation, biological process: retrograde vesicle-mediated transport, Golgi to endoplasmic reticulum; intra-Golgi vesicle-mediated transport; endoplasmic reticulum to Golgi vesicle-mediated transport. Lineage: Eukaryota; Metazoa; Chordata; Mammalia; Chiroptera; Phyllostomidae. Gene Ontology annotation, molecular function: protein binding; structural molecule activity.